UAUCGACGUAAUCUGCACUGAAAUGACGUAAAGAGAAUUUGUUUAUUAUUUAUUGUUGAUGUGAUUUAAUAUUAAAAAAAAAAGAAAUGGAUAACGCAGCUCGUAUUGUAUACGUGUGUAGCCUGUGUCUUCGUCAAUAUGAUCUCUUAGAAGACUUGCGGGGUCACAUGGUCUAUUUCCAUGGAUGUGUGCCAGCUGCUAUGUUGACCGCCAGAUCCCGAACAAGCACCAGAAGUAGUAACCCCAAUAAUCUGCCGCCCCAUGAAUCUCGGCCAGAGCCCUUGGUGCCACCACCACCACCACCACCUUCUACAACUGAGAUGCAGCCCAUGCCAUUUAAGGAUUUUCGAGUUGUCCUUCGAGCGAAUAUGCGUGUGCCAUGUUCAACCGGUCAGAAUUGCGGUUUCAAGUUCGAAAAUGAAGAGCGCAUGGAACUGCAUGUCAAGUGCCAUAAGGAGAACAAUUUCCUUUGCAGCGAGUGCGGCCUAGAGUUGGCCAACUGGCGACGUUGUUCCGCACAUUUGUGGAAAGCCCAUCAAAUCGAUGUAGAUCUAUUGCAAUGUCCAGCUCUGGGCUGUGGGUACAAAUCUCCAGUAUCAGCUCUCGUUUGGCGUCACAUGCGAGUCCAUAAGAAGUGGCGUGCCAGAGUCCUACGAUCGCUUGCCGCUGUUCAGCGACAACGAAAACUAAAAGAGCAGCAGGCAAAUGAAACAGCUUCAGCUGAUCAAUCGGCCGGUCCCAGUUCGACAAACAAAAAGAACAAAUACUAUGCGGAGAAGACUUGUGAGAUCUGUAGUCGAAAAUUCGUAAACGGCAAAACGCUCUCGAAGCACGUCAAGACUGUGCACAACAAGAUAAAGCCGUUCAUAUGCAAUGUCUGCGGCAAGAAAACGGCUCGCAAGGCCAGCCUAAUUAUACACAUGCGUCAGCAUACGGGCGAGAAGCCGCUGCAUUGCGAGCAAUGCAAAUUCUCGACCCGGGAUCCCAGUGUCCUGCACAAGCAUCGACAGCGUCACGGUAGCAGCAGUGGCGCCCAACCAUCAAUUUCACUCAAGUGCAGUCAGUGCGAUUAUAGCUGCAUUCAGGCCAAUGCCCUGAAACGUCACAUGAGGCUAAAUCAUGUCCAGGCCUACAGUGAAUUGUGUUGUGAUCUCUGCAAUUAUACGUCGAUCAAUGCGGAACGCUUACUGGCCCACAAGCAAGAUCAUCGCAAGGGUUUGAUCACCAAUUGUGAAGACUCUAUGGAUGCAACUCGUUCGACUGGCUUCAAAUAUCCGGCCAAGUUAAGCGAUAAGAACAAUGAGGUGUCGGCUGACUGUUUCAUGCCACUGGAGAGCAUUGAUUCCCUGUCCUUGCCACACGAGCCAGCUGUGGACACAGGCGGUGUAACCAUACCGGCUCCACCCUCAGAGGAUACACAAUUUCCCACAUAUUUAAAAGACUGAAAAUUCGUUUUGUUACUGUGUUAUUAUGAAACUGAUUAUGAUUAUGAUACUAA
Molecule: messenger RNA, 1498 nt
Organism: Drosophila willistoni
Lineage: Eukaryota; Metazoa; Arthropoda; Insecta; Diptera; Drosophilidae
Product: zinc finger protein 473
Exons: 2
Coding region: 87-1445 (452 amino acids)
Biological process (GO): regulation of DNA-templated transcription
Molecular function (GO): RNA polymerase II cis-regulatory region sequence-specific DNA binding; DNA-binding transcription factor activity, RNA polymerase II-specific
Source: RefSeq, a predicted model, not a curated record